CAUGUGUUACGGCAUCAACUCAGGAAUAAUUAUACGUCGCAGUAUUGCUCUUGUAGGCCUUCUUCUUCUUAUAGAAGAAGAAGUGAACGCGACAAACGCGUAAGUGCAUGAACAAAAUAGCUUCAACAAAAAGCCAAAAAUACAAUAACAUUAUGUUUGCAUAUAUAUAUAUACCACAGACCCAAAAAUAUCGGACUGUGCCUACAACAGAUAUUUACAAAUUUAAUAUUGAUAAUUAUGAUUCCAAAACUGAUACAUAUAAAAAAAAGACUGAUAAAUUAAUACUGCCUGAUGGAAAAAAACAAACUUGUCAAGUUUUAAAGUUAGGAGAUACAGAAGCAGCACUCAAGAUGAAAUUAAGUGAAAAAAGAGUUCGAGUUCCAAAAUUAACAACGUCUAUAGUUCAUGAUAAUGAUGAAUCUUUACUCAGUCAGGAAAAGGAAAAUGAAAUCAGUAAUAUUAUUAAAAGAAGAAAGAUUGAUCAAGAGCUUUGUAAAAAAUCUACAAAGGAGACUAAUACUUCUAUUAUUGCUGCUUAUAUAAGUGCAUCUAAGCAGCGGUCGUUACAUUCCAGUGCUGAUCAUGAGAAUGAAGCAUCCAAUGUUUCUAAUAAUGAAGAAGACAAGUGUUCAAGUAAUGAUUUACUAAAAGAAAAACAAAAAGAAUUAGAUGAAUGUUUACUGAAACUGAAACAUGCUGAAAACAGAGCAAAGCAUUGGGAAGAACAAUAUAAUACUUUAAAAGAAUCUGGAAAUUACAACCUUACCGAAAAGACCGGAAAAGAUAUCGUUACUAUCUUAGAAACGAUCAGCAACCGUACGAUUCAUGAUGAUAUUGGUGAUAAUGCACCUCAAUAUGAGAAUAAAAUUAAUGCGUUUAAAGAACGAACAACCCAUAUAGGAAAUGAUGUUUGGAUACCUACAAUGAUUUACGAGGAACUUAUGCGUGAGAAAGAGUUCACUUCAUUCAUAAAAAGUGCAUGCUAUGCUGUCUGGGGACCCGACAAGCUGGAUGAACGUUCUGUGCGUGGACAACGUAAUGUUAAGGAACCGACAUUAACUCCUACUAAAAAAAGUGCAGUUUCAUCAUUGUUUUGCCAUUGGAUGAGAGAUAAGAGACAUAUGCCGCAGACUUUUAUUGAGGAGCAAAUGAAUAGAACUAAACUGAACAAAUACUUCAACGGGGCAAUUUCAGCAGCCAGGAAGAAAAUUAAUUACAAGACCAUAAAAACGCCCAAUCCUGAAGUGACACAAAAAAAGAACCCUACAACUGAACAUUUACAAAAUUUGGAAGUUUCUGGAGACGACAAGUCAGAUAGUGAGCAUUCCUGCUCUCAAAGUUCGGAAGCGAGCUGUGAUUAAUGUAAAGUUUAUAUAUGAGUCAAAAAUAAU
Messenger RNA from Solenopsis invicta (red fire ant), 1391 nucleotides. RefSeq names its product BEN domain-containing protein 5-like. The record is from RefSeq and is a predicted model, not a curated record. Gene Ontology annotation, biological process: negative regulation of DNA-templated transcription. Bases 108 to 1361 code for a protein of 417 amino acids. Gene Ontology annotation, molecular function: DNA binding. The transcript is spliced from 5 exons. Lineage: Eukaryota; Metazoa; Arthropoda; Insecta; Hymenoptera; Formicidae.